GGAGCUUGAGAAAGAACUACUAUCAACUCAAACAUUCCCCGAACCCUCUCAUACAGCAAUGCUACCAGAAUAAGAUAGCUGUGCAACAAAUAAAAUUGCUUUAACGAAACGCAACCACUCCGCCAGAGAGAUGCUUGGUGGAAUGGAUGUUCCAGUACGAUUCCACAAGAGAGGCUCCUGCUUUUAUGUGUCAGUAUCACACUGGAGGUUCGAUCUAAAUCGACAGACAAUUUCGGUGGAAGAGGGUGAUACCGUACGAGUGCAGUUCCACAUCUCUCAUCCUAUGUGCAACGACUGCUAUGCUACAAAGAGCCUACCAACAGAUCCUGCAAGCAGGCUUAAAAUUAGCAUUGAAGGCGUAAGCGCUAGGGGCCAGCCAUUCUUAGUAUGGCUGCGGAACACCGGCGAGAUGGUGGUUUUUAGGAUGAACACUCUGGUGGACAUGUUGGAGAACCUCGAUAUACACGAUCCUUCACACCGUACGAGGAGAUAGAUUCCCCACUCAGCGUGGACACAUCGGCGAGCGUCUUAUACAACGGAUGUGCUGGAGAUGUUAGCAAAAAGGCGCGGACAGGCUAAGAACAACGAGACUGAUGAAGACGAAGAUGCUUAAACA
Molecule: messenger RNA, 616 nt
Organism: Trematosphaeria pertusa
Lineage: Eukaryota; Fungi; Ascomycota; Dothideomycetes; Pleosporales; Trematosphaeriaceae
Exons: 1
Coding region: 131-493 (120 amino acids)
Source: RefSeq, a predicted model, not a curated record